UGCACUCUAGUCUGCACUCUUCAGCGUUCGAUCACGUUGAGUUGAGCGCUGUGCUAGUUUCACUCAUUGUUUCAGAUUCAGUUUACGAAAGUCCGUCUUUGAAACAGGUUGUCACUUGUGCGUGCUCUGUUGUGUUUACGGAGUGAUUACAGUGAGAAGUUGUGAUUUUCAACUAGAUAACAUGGAAGUGAUAACAGUUCAGCUUUUCAAAAGCUACUUCAUUGCUACAAGCUUCUUAUUGAUAUCCUACGCGGUGAGCCUACCCCAAUUCCAGCAAUCGCCCCCGUCAGGUAGGCUAAGCGCCUCAACGGGACGUGAACAACAGUCCAGGCAACAGAUGAGGUUCGAACAAAAUUUCACUUUACCAUUUAUAAAUGCAAGAAGUAUAAGAUUUCCAACGUCCUCCCUUUCGAUUGGCUUGGGCUUUCCUAGCGACAGUGUUGAGGAAAGAUUGGACCCGCCCACCACUGACAAGCUAGUCAGAUCACCUAGUGGAAGUGAAUGGGCUUUCGACUCCAUCAAUCCUAUGCUCGCAGGAUCUCAAUCAAAUUCUGGAUCCACUCAUGGAGUGCGCAGUAACAGAACUGCUAUGUCGGAUGAAAUAGUGUUCCCCGACCAGCUUCACAUGCUCAAUGGCAAGGUGAAGAACAGAGGAUCUACUAACAAGGACAACCAAGCCAUUUUCUCCUUACCCAAUAACACGACACCGAAAUGUGUUGAUCCCACAUCGGGAUCAACUUUCUGUGAACAAAUUGAUGAAUAUCCUGAUUCAAUCAUAGCAGAUGUGGUACAGAAGAGAAGAACUCAAUUUCAAACGUUUUUUGGAGAUGAUGUGGUAACAAACGAACUGUUCAACAGAAUCGAUGAUAAUCUUCGUCAGAUGAGUCUUUGCGUUUCUCGGGAACAAGUAAUCUUCCCAAAACUGGCCCUGAAUAAGGAUGAUAUAUGGAAGUACAUUGUUAAUGUGAAUGAAACCUACAGACAAGGCAUCAGAGUUGAACAAUGCUCGAAAGAGAACAAAGCGUGCCUGUUCAGCGAAUUCUUUCCGCGGCCAUCGAAGGCGACCUGCAAGCAGAAGUUCAUCUACAGGAAGCUGAUCGCCAUCAACUCGUUGGGUGAGCCCGAACCAGAUGCAUUCAUGUUCCCCUCGUGCUGCUCGUGUGUGCUCGAGUACAACUCGAGUGACCUCCAGCUGAGGUCCGCCGAGCCCGAGACACCUCGUGCCGUCUCCGCGCUGCCGCUGGGCGGUCACCCCAACCCCCGCCCCACUACCGGUCGCCCUGAUCCCAGGCGGAAAAUCAACGUCUGAUCUCAACCCAUAAGCUUGCUUGCUCUUCUUGCUUGAUGAGGGUCUCUUCACACUUUUAGCUACACGCUACGAUCAAGCACGUCCCAUCUCCCAAUUUUAAAUCCAAGUGACGAAUCUGUGCCGUUCACAUUCGUAGAUUGGAUUUAAUAUUGUGUAAUAGGACGAUAGAAGAUGUUAACAGGUCAGAUUUGUAGCUUGGAUUUCACAUUGGGAGAUAGGACGUAUUUCAGCGUAGCGUAGCUAAGUGUGAAGAGACCUUAAGAUCCGGGUGAUAUGAUACGUGUAACCUUAUCUCACAACACAUAACAAUUAUUAUAUCAACAAAUCUUAGAAUAUAAUUUCUCCAGGAUAAAACAUUGUGUUCCUGCUUGAUUGUUCUUCAUAGUUAAGUGGUCCCUAGACAGUCAAUAUUAUUGAACAAAACCAGUUCCUACUUAUAACAUUAGGCCAAACAACUAGAAUGAACUAAGCACGAUGCUAUAAGAAGGUCUUACGUUAUAAGUAGGUACUGAUCAAGGAUAUAUAUAGAUAUACACUAUAGAUAUAUCUAUACACUAUUCUUGGGUAAUGUGUACAAUAAUAUUGACCGUCUAGGGACCGGUUCGAUGUCAUCUGAAAUGUGUGUGUAGUGAAGUCAUUUUUGACACUUAAAUGUACACCAAUUUAUUAUCAAAUUGUGAGAUAUAAACUCUGUGAGCAAUCAUUGUCUGCGUGCUUUCAAAAGUUUGAUUUAUUGAUUAUUUUUAUGCGUUGAUGUCUUGCAAUAUUGAUUUCAUUGUGCUUGAUGUUAGUUAUUGCGAUCUAGUUGUGAUGGGAUCUUGGAAAACAUAUAGUGAGCAACUUAAUAACUCAUCAGUUUAUAGAACAAAACAGACUUCAAUUAAUACAUCCGAAACUAAAAUAUCAAUUUUGUAUACAGUUAGCUUGUCCAUUUCAUUUAUAAGACUUGAUUUAGAUUAUGAUGGCGCUAUAAAUUACCAUACAAAUGAACUUUCCAAUUUAAUCUUGUAUCAAAGCAUACUUGAUCAUUUAUUUAGAAUCAACCUUUUUUGAACGAGAUCUUGAGGUGUAUCAUUCCAGUACAAUGUCAUUAUAUUAUAUGGAUGGUUUUGUAUAAAAACGUACUGUUUUUGAAUAAACCUACAUACCGGUACACCAUAAUAAAAUAAUACAAUACUACAUCUAUUAUAAUAAAUACUAACACUAAAUAUGGUUGAAAAUUUGAAUAGAGUUUGAUACGGUACUUUGAUAUAAGCUGUUGAAUCAAACUAUUCCCCACUGAUUUACUACCUACAGAAUUUAUCAUAAUUAUUACUUGUGUUCAUUCAAAUGUCGACAUUGGGUGGCCUACACUAAACUUUCUUCUUUUAUUCGUUUUCAAAACACUACUGUAAUAAUAAUUCCUUGUAUGUAGAUCUACUCUGAGAUUUAUGAAGUUCAUGAAUCUCGUAUAUGCUCUCCAGAGAAAAAUAAGAAAAAUAUAAUACCGUAUACAAUUAUAUAAUAUAGACCUACACUAUUUUUUAUAAAAUUUGUGAAGAAUAACACAUAUUAUCGAGAUCUAUAAUCAAUAGUUCUCAGCUUCCCUAAAAAUAAAAUCACAAUCAUCUUCUCUUCAUUUCAUUUUUUUCUAUGAUUAUUUUAAUUGCAUUUUUCGUCUCUAGAAAAAGAACUUGGUAGCGAAGAACUUUGAAGUGCUACCGCCUACACAUACUUUGUAAAAAUUAUUUCUAUUAAGUUAAUUCCUUUUAAACAAUUCUUCAAGUGGGGAUUUAAAAAAAACAAACAAAAACAUUCCUGAUUAAAAAUGAAUGUUAUUUUUUAAAUAUAACUUAAUUAGGCCUUUAUGACUUCAUUAUUCUAGCUUGUAAUACCAAAUCUUAGGAAUAAGUUAAUAUUAUAUUAGUGUUAUUAUUUUGCAAUUUUUUUACUUUGUUAAUAACAAAAUCAAUGUAUAUUAAUUACUACGCGAUGAAAGCUUGAUAUAAGUAUAAUACUUUUCAUAAGCUAACUAUGCAACUCCAUUACCUAAACCACCAUAUUUAUCUUUCCAUUUUAUUUUUUCGAUGGAGACAAUGGAUGCUUUACAUUGAUUGGAUUCAACGCCAUUCAUUCAUCAUUUUUAAACUUAUGAUAAGUCUUAUUUUUUAACAAUUCAUCUCAUAUUCUAUUAAGCUAUGUAUUAUGAUACUCUAUUAUUGUGAAUUAUUCGACAAUGCCUAAUUAGUCUCAGUAGAUUUUGGAAGCAUUAGAAGCGAAAUAGGCUACAUCUGAUGCAGGUAUAAAGGCAUUAUGUACGGUACUGUACCGUACCUACAUAGUAUGAAUAAAGUUAUUAAGAGACACUAGACAGACCCACCAAAAAUUGAUCUGAAAUAUACUUCAUAAUAAGAAUUAUUCUUGAUGUGAAGUAAUGUUGCAAAUUAAAGUUUGUAAAUAUUUUCGAAUAUUACUAUUAUUUUCCAAAUUAUUUGAUGAAUUCAGGAAUCGUAUGCCGAAAUCUAGUCUAUAUAAUAUUAAGGAAAUUACUGUUAAUAAUAUAAAAAUUGAGCUAGAAUAAGAAUAUUAUGUUAAGAGUAUUGUAUUUCUAAUAAAGAACUUAAAUAUAUCAAA
Nilaparvata lugens (brown planthopper) is the source of this 3922-nucleotide messenger RNA. It is a transcript of the gene spz, whose product is annotated as neurotrophin 1. The record is from RefSeq and is a predicted model, not a curated record. Gene Ontology annotation, molecular function: growth factor activity; Toll binding. Gene Ontology annotation, biological process: regulation of Toll signaling pathway; central nervous system formation; innate immune response. The coding region runs from base 182 to 1309 and encodes 375 amino acids. NCBI's taxonomy places the organism in Eukaryota, Metazoa, Arthropoda, Insecta, Hemiptera, Delphacidae. The transcript has 8 exons. Gene Ontology annotation, cellular component: extracellular region.